Messenger RNA from Sinocyclocheilus rhinocerous, 7064 nucleotides. RefSeq names its product transmembrane protein 132E (gene tmem132e). NCBI's taxonomy places the organism in Eukaryota, Metazoa, Chordata, Actinopteri, Cypriniformes, Cyprinidae. The transcript is spliced from 10 exons. Bases 1019 to 4414 code for a protein of 1131 amino acids. The record is from RefSeq and is a predicted model, not a curated record.
UGUUGAAACGCAAUUUUAGAUUGUGUGACCUAUAAGGAGGGGUGGUCUUGAAUAAAUAUUUUCUGACGAAGCUCUACAGUGAAGCCGAACCUCCACUGACUCUUGUUUUUACAGACCGGAGCGCUGCAUUUUUACGAAGAACAUAGCGUUUGUUUUAGUCCUCUUGAGUUAAAAAAUGGGUGCGAUACGCUUCAUACAGUGAUAUCAAUUGUAAAUGUAGCCUAACAGUAUACCAGGGAAGCUUGUCCAGGACUUCAGUUGCUUCUGAGAAGAUUUUUAAGUCGUCUUUCUGACUUCAUUCAAGAAGAAAUCACUUUUUUUUUUUCAUCGGUGCGGACAAGUAAACGUUUAUUUCCGUGCAUCAGUUGGCGACGAUAUAUAGUUUAACAUCGCAUAACUUCAGGUCGUGUAGCCUGUACAUCGAAGAACCGGAUCUCAUCCAUAAAAUACAAUUUGACCAAAUGUCAAGGUUACUAUAGCGGAAAUCCUAAAUCGUCAUCCAGCUCUAUUAUUAAACAAACACGCCGUGUAUCAGCUGUUUGUGUCCGAUACCUCUAAUCUGAGAUGCUUUUGUAGAUUAUUAAACUAACAAGCUCGUGGACGAAAUUGGUAUUGUGCUGUUGCGAUACCAUUGCUGGCGUUUCACGCUUUCACGGGAGUAUAGUUUGAAUUAAAAUCUCUGGAUGGACGAAAACGACUAUAUUCCAUGUCGUGUGGAUUACUGAGAGAGAGAUAGGCGUGGGAAUCGAGACACCUGAGCCGGAUACCUGUAACUUUUCUCUCUCGAAAGCUCUUCAUUGCGCUUUCGGUCGCUGGUUGACACGGUCUUUUUUUAUUUAACUCUUAACUGGUUUGGUAUAAUGGACGUGAUAGCUCUAGAUAAAGUUCAUCAGCAUCACAAUCCAACAGAUUCUCGCUGGGAAUUCGUCGCUGGACUGUAGACGUCGGUCGGGAGAUAUUUUGGAGGAGCGCUGUUGUUUAUCAUAAGAAACGGGAUUUAUUCGUGGAAACUACUACGAUGUCCGUUAUACGCUCUUGGAUGGAAACUCUGUUGCUGUAUAUGUUCAUUUCGGAAGUUGCUGGUAAAGUUUCUCCUACCAGUUCAGAUGCCCUCUUCAGUGUUCCGGUUCCUAGUACCACCUCCAGCCCGCCAGAAGUUUACCUCCCUGCCAACUUUAAGCUCUCCAACACACAGUUGGCCUUCUUUCUCCAAGAGAACCGAGUUCAACCAUAUGGCAGCCAACGUGGACACCCUCUUCAGCGUUCAGAAAGCUUUGUGGUCUUCCAAACCAAGGAGCUGCCUGCAAUCAACAUCUCACUUGGACCUUUUACCCAAGACCAGACGUUGUCCAAGGACCUACUGCAGCCGUCAAGUCCUUUGGACAUUCCUGGAAGGCUGACAGUCAACUGGAAGGUCCGGGCUUUUAUUGUACAGUCUAGAGUUUUUGCUAGUAACCCACUGGUUCAGGUGCUGUUCUAUAUCGCAGGACGGGACUGGGAUGACUUCAAGAUUCAGGACAAGCUUCCAUGUGUGCGGCUGCAUGCUUUUAGAGAUGUUCGGGAGAUCAAAACUUCCUGCAGGCUUCAAGGGAAUCUGGCGCAGUGCUUGGCCCAACUGGAUCUCCCUUCCACUUGGUUUAAUGUUAAUGUAGCACCAUUGGGUCGCAGAAAGUCCUCAGGGACAGAUGGGCUUGAGUUGAGUGGAGAGACCCUUCAAGUAGAGCUUUACUAUACCCUCCAUGAUCCAGACAGCAAUGAUGAAUGUGGGGAGAGCUACCCACGCCGGGGAGGGGCAUCCAGAGGGGAGAGCUCCCAACAACCCCUUCUCCGUAUUGGGAGCAUCAGUUUGUACCAGCCCAGUCAGGAACAACUGGUGGUAGACAAACAGCUUGACAAGAACCUCUUUCUGAGGCUACCAGAGAGGCCAUUAAAACCAGGAGAGACCCUCAACAUCUACCUGCUCCUGGUCCCAAAUUCUACUGUCGAGCAGUUUACACUAAACUAUUGCAUCCUUCUCCGUAUUGGGAGCAUCAGUUUGUACCAGCCCAGUCAGGAACAACUGGUGGUAGACAAACAGCUUGACAAGAACCUCUUUCUGAGGCUACCAGAGAGGCCAUUAAAACCAGGAGAGACCCUCAACAUCUACCUGCUCCUGGUCCCAAAUUCUACUGUCGAGCAGUUUACACUAAAGGUGAAAGCAAAGAAAGGGGUGAACCUCCUUAGCACUAAGUCGAGGAUUAACCAGUGGAAGGUUGAAUGGGAUGUGCAGUCCGGAGCCAAACACUCCAUUGCAACCGUGGAAGCCAGCAAGAUCAAAGGAGUCCCUGGGGACAUGGCUGCCAGCAUCGAAAUUAUGCAGCUAGACUUUGAGAUGGAGAACUUCACCAGUCAAUCAGUCACCAGAAGAAUCAACUGGAAUAUUGAUUACAGGGGCCAGAAUCCAGCCUCGGAUGCAGAGAAGGUGGUCACAGAGCUGACGGUUGUGCAGAAGGACAUCCAAGCCAUCAUUCCACUUUCAAUGGACACUGAGAUUAUCAACACGGCAGUUCUUACUGGCCGAACUGUGGCCAUCCCUGUCAAGGUGGUUUCCAUAGAGCUGAACGGAGCAGUCACUGAUGUGUCAUCCUUUGUGCAGUGCAAGUCAUUCAAUGAGGACAUUGUCAAGGUGUCCAUGAACUGUGACUAUGUGUUUGUGAAUGGAAAAGAGACGCGUGGCUCCAUGAAUGCUCGGGUGAUUUUCAGCUAUGAGCACCUGAGUGCUCCUCUUGAGCUCACAGUCUGGGUGCCCAAACUGCCCCUUAAAGUGGAGCUCUCAGACAACAGACUGAGCUUCAUCAAGGGCUGGAGGGUGCCCAUAUUACCCGACCGCAGAACGGCCAGAGACAGCGAUGAUGAUGAUGAAGAUGACCGUAAAGUGAGCAGAGGAUGUACACUGCAGUACCAGAGAGCCCAGGUUAAGGUUCUGACCCAGUUCCACACAACCUCUAGUGAAGGCACAAACCAGAUGAUCACUAUGCUGGGUCCUGACUGGCAAGUGGAUGUGACAGAACUGGUGCAAGACUCUCUGAAGGUGGUGGAUGCCAGGGUGGCUGAACUGGUGGACAGGACGGUACUCGUGGCCAACGAGCUUGGAUCAUCCACUCUGAAGGUUGAAUCUCCACUGGCAGUGGAGGCGGUGCUGGGUGAAACACAGUUCUCUGUGGUAGACGAUAAAGUGUCCAUAGUGGAGCUACGUGUUCAUGCCAUCUCGGGACUGGCACUUAUUCUUCAACCAAGCCCUGGCAACAGCCAUACCAUGGUUGCCAAGGCAACUGGCCUGCAGACUCUCUCAGCUCUUAAGCAGGAGGCCAGUCUGUCCAUCUGGAUUUACUACAGCGACAAUACCGCCGCCCCCCUGAGUAUGUAUGACCCAAAAGACUACAACCUCAAUGCCACCACAGCAGACGAUAAGGUGGUUACAGUGGCUCAACAACCUCAACAGCGGUGGCCAGUCAUCAUGGCCGAAGGCGAGGGCACAGGAGAGGUAGUGCACGUGGAGAUGACCAUCAGCGAAACCUGCCAGAAGACUAAACGCAAGAGUGUCAUUGCUUCUUCUCCUGUGUUCGUCAAAGUCCGCUUUGGACCGGAUGAAGACUCUGAAGAGGAAGUGGAUACAGAGACUGAAAUAGACACUAGAAUGCCUGCCAACACGAGAAGGCCCAUUAUCGAUUCCAACGCAGGUGGUGGAGGGUAUGAACCAUCUAAUGAGCAGCCCGCAAGUGUGCCCAUCGAUUACACCAACUUUCCUACAGUAAGCAAUCCAGAGGAACCAACCGAAGAAGACGAGGAGGAUGACGAAUUCGUGCACAGUCCCCGUAGCAUGACCGACCUGGAGAUCGGCAUGUAUGCUCUCCUCGGGGUGUUUUGUCUCGCCAUACUGGUCUUUCUUAUAAACUGUAUUGUGUUUGUGUUGAAGUAUCGCCAUAAGCGCAUCCCUCCUGAAGGCCAAGCCAACAUGGACCAUUCCCACCACUGGGUGUUCUUGGGUAACGGAGAACCCCUGCGCACCCAGAGCGAUCUCUCGCCUCAGACGGUGGAGAGCCCCAGCAACACCUUGGAGGGGGUACAGUCUUGUUGUCAUGGGGACCACCACAGCAGCGGCAGCUCCCAGACUAGCGUACAAAGCCAAGUCCACGGUCGAGGAGACGGCAGCUCCGGAGGUUCCACCAAAGACCACGGAGAGGAAGCCAGCUCACCGACCUCCAAACGCAAGCGUGUCAAGUUUACCACCUUCACUCUUCCCACGGAGGAUUUACCCUACAACUCCAUCCCCGUUGCCAACGAAGAGGACAUUCAGUGGGUAUGCCAAGACAUGGGCUUUCAGGACCCAGAGGAACUGCACGACUACAUGCGCAGGAUAAAGGAAAUAGCCUGACCGGGCUAUGUGCUUUCUAAAGACGUUCCUUUCUAUUUUUCUCUCUUAAUUUUCACUCUAGAGGAGGUACCUUUCACAAGAAAAACAACCAAGGCCCAAUGUCCAGUUUUGUUGGGGUUUUCUGCACAGUGCUAUUUCCCUUACACAUUGACACUUGUACGAACUAAAAAAUAUUCAUGACGCUGCCAGGGAAGCCAAAGACGAGUCUAAGGGAUUCUAGCAAAAAUGGCUUUAGCGGUGUGUAUGAUUGCUGCUCAGUAGAAGGGUGAGUGUACACUCUUUAAGGGAAACAUAGAAUUUCAGUUGUGAACACUGAUAUCAAAAUGGAUUCCUGAAGUACUCAAUCAUGUGUGGGUCACCCUACUGUGGAUAGGAUCUUUCUCAGAGGAAUGCCUGGAGUCUUGGCACUGUGUCCAUUCUUCUUUUUCUUCUUCUUCUCUUUUUUUAAUUCAACAGAUCCUUCUCCAACAAAGAGGCCUUUGAAGUGCAGAUUCUACUUUUGUCCCAGAUUUGUGUUUAAGAUGGAUCAUUUUCAUGCCAUUGUUGAUAAACCUGACACAGACACUGUCAGGGACAUUCGUGAGAACGUGCCAUGGAUUCUUUCUGUCAGUGUUGGAAAUGUUGAAUGGUUUUAUCCCCCUGCCCCUCUUUUCAGUGUUAUCUUGGUUCAACACAUGCCUUGGUUGCUGAAUUAGUUCUUCUUCUGUCUUUGGUAUUUCAUACUCAUUCUCAAUCUGGAUGCCACCUCUGCUUCUCUCACUGUCUUGGUUAAGUCUAAUGCCUUAUUAAAAGGAUCUCAAUCGUCACAACCUCGCUCUGUGCUGACACCACAUUUAUCCACAUUGGUAAGGGCCAAAGCAGGGGCAACUCUACAGAAGUCUGUAUCUCAAUUAAACACGUGUCAGCACGGGAAAGGCAGGAGCUUGUACAUUGUGGAGUUAGAUAUCUUCUCCAACAUUCCUCUGCAUGAAUGGAGACUUGGAGGCACAAUUAGCGCGCUUUUGUUUCUUUUUUACUUUGUAUAUGUUUGUAUUGUGAGAAUUAUCUAAUCAUACAUAAAUGAUAAUAGAGGACAUAUCAUGUUACCAUGCAUUACAUGCAUGUGCCAGACCCUCCCUCCUAUGUACAUACCAUGCUCAGUACAUAACGACUGCUGAAGCUUAACUCUUGAUUACUCAGUUAGCCUGAGGAAUAGGGGAGGCAGAUGCCAUAUAGGGACUCGGCAGCCAGAUACUUGAAUUUCAGUGAGGCUCUCUUUUCUCUUUCUCUUUCUCUUUUUCUGUCUCUUUACUGAUCUCACCGUGAAUUCCCAUGCAGGUGGUAAUAGAGUUAAGAUCUCUGGUAAAGAUAAAAUGCUAUGCAAAUUGAUUAUUGUGUUGAAGUAGAUCCGCCCCAGAUAUCGAUAUAGCCACCACGGUUACUUUCGUUAAUAUACCAAGAAAUAUCUCAAAACUAGAUGUAACAUCUGCCACAAUGUAAAUUGCAGGUUUUGGGGUUUGUUUAUUUCUUUUUAACUUUGAAGCUCACUAGAGCUUUGUUAAAGAAAAUGUGGUAGCACAGUAGAUCAAGUCCGAAAUGUUAAACAUUUACUAGUUUAGAAAGGGGUAAGCUGGUAAUGGGUCUGGAAGCUUUUUUUGUGGUGAGGCACGAAAAAAAAAUAUCUGUUUUGCUGCUGACCUAUCACAAGUUAGUUUCAGGGUUACAGUCCGCCCCCCUCAGUUUCUUCAGGACGUCUAAAUUCACGCACUGUAUUAAAUGUUUAUUUUUCCACUGUGCUGUAUUUGAAACAUGCAGGAUUUACCCAUGAGUUUGUUUUAAUAGUCUUAUUAAUCAUUUUCCUGUAACCGGGAAGGAACACCUAUAUUUUGUUUCUUUGUUUUAUAGAUUUUAUUAUAACAUUAUUUUUUUUAAACUCACCCCUAGUUUAAUCAGGGGUCCUUUGCACUCCAGAUAAAAGUCACAGAGAACGUAUUACUGACACCUCUCCACCUUUGUCCUCUGAUUUGUAACCCCCUUCACCCUUUUCUCAAAGGAUUCUGAUGAGUAAACCCUCAGUCAUGACGUGUGAUGAAAUGAUGUAACAUGUCGAGGUAUUAGGUUUUGAUAGACAGUUGGAGUGUUGGUCAGUGGUUUAGUUUGACCCACACUUGACCUUUGUGGAGGCUCAGAACUGAAUGUAAACUUUUCAACUCUACGAUCAAAAUGAACAUAAUUUCCACUGUAUUAUUAAAGUCUUCUGAUGGGGUACGUAAGACUCGAUAUGACUACUAGCAAGUCUCUGGUAGCAGCUCAUACACUUUUUCCUAAAAUUAUUUUCCUAAGUGUAACAUCACUAUCAGGACAUUUUUGGUUUCAUAUUGUUUUCUACUUUAAACUGAUGUAUGUAUGUAUGUGAAACAGCAGUUGCGAUAUCUGCGCUUUCAUUUUUCUUUCUCAAGAGGAGCUGCUACUAGGCCUUUGCCUUGACCACAUGCUGUGUUGUGGUGUAGAUUUGAGCUGUACUCUCUGACCUGCUGAAGCACGGUACUGUCAGCCUUGUGCUGCCACACCCUUAAUGUACAGAGCACUGUUACAACAUCCUGUAUCCUCCCUAGAAAACAACUGUUGUAUUUCCCUCCUUAUAUGUAAGUACUAAAGAAAAUACAAUGCA